Messenger RNA from Cercopithifilaria johnstoni, 471 nucleotides. NCBI's taxonomy places the organism in Eukaryota, Metazoa, Nematoda, Chromadorea, Rhabditida, Onchocercidae. The record is from the annotation of a GenBank genome assembly.
AUGAAUGCGAUAGCUGUAUUACGCGGCGAUAAUGUCAGUGGAAUUAUUCGAUUUAAACAGGAUAAAGAAGGCUCUCCAACAACCAUUAAUGGUGAAAUCAAAGGUUUAACGCCCGGUUUACAUGGUUUUCAUGUUCAUCAGUAUGGUGACACUACAAAUGGCUGCAUUUCUGCUGGUCCACACUUCAAUCCUUACAAUAAAACACACGGCGGUCCAACUGAUGAAAUGAGACAUGUUGGUGAUCUUGGAAAUGUUGUAGCUGGAGCCGAUGGCACCGCGCACAUUGAUAUUUCUGAUAAGCAAGUACAGUUAUCGGGUCCAAAUUCGAUAAUUGGCCGUUCAAUUGUUGUACAUGCUGAUCAAGACGAUCUCGGGAAAGGAAUUGGCAAUAAGAAGGAUGAGAGUCUGAAAACUGGUAAUGCUGGUGCCCGUGUCGCAUGUGGUAUUGUUGCCAUUGGUGCUGCUUCCUGA